Molecule: messenger RNA, 873 nt
Organism: Venustampulla echinocandica
Lineage: Eukaryota; Fungi; Ascomycota; Leotiomycetes; Helotiales; Pleuroascaceae
Exons: 3
Coding region: 1-873 (290 amino acids)
Source: RefSeq, a predicted model, not a curated record
AUGGCGGAUCUUGAGUCAAAUUCGACACCCUUGGAAUAUCUUGAAGGUUACUCUGACCUUGCGGCUUUCAAAGCAAGUGAUACGCAAUUCUCCGUAUGGCGGCGAUUCGACCGGCUAGGAGCACAAAAUCUCCUCUACUAUGAGGCUGAGGUGCAACAUCUAGAGUUUGAAUUGGAGAAGCUGGAUGAGGAUGACAAAAAUAUUAUCAGAACAGGCAGCGAGAGCGAGAAAAUAGGCACAGAUGCAAGAGCGCGUUGUUGGGAGGUUCUCGUGAUACAGGUCGACCGCGGAGAUGAGAAGGCUAUCGAAAGGCUUGAUCUCAUUAUGAGACUUCGAGUUGCGAUGAAGGAAUACGAGAAGGCACUGCUGCGACGAAACAGAAUCUCAUCAUUCGGCAAGCCGGACCACAACAGCUUCCUAGCAUUUAGCAAGUGGUUCAGAACACGAGUCCCACUCCGAGACACUGGCUUUCACCUUCUCGACGACGAGGACGACUUGUGCUGCGCAGACGCAGGCGAAGCUCCAGAUCGCCUCAGUAGUCUCAUUCAGCGACACUUGGGCUAUUAUGUCCGACAGAACAAGCAGAUCCCGCAGUCUUGGGGGGAGGGACAGCUUUAUUACUACCCCACUGAGAGGAUAGCGUGGAUUGUUGCGAUUCUGAGUGUACUGAUUUCGACUAUCCUUCUUAUUGUUGCAAUUGUGGUGCUGUAUUUCGUGAAGCCUAUGGGUACAAGAUUGGGGAUCGUGGCUGCGUUCACUGUGAUGUUUACGGCUUUCAUUGGGUUGUUGACAAAUGCGAGGAGAGCGGAGAUAUUUGGCUCAACUGCUGCGUAUGCGGCGGUGCUUGUUGUGUUUGUGUCUGUUAGUAACUGA